AUGUCUUUCUCACAUUAUCAUUCACAAAUGAAUGGUAUACAGAACAUGGAUGGGGAGUUUGAGUCAGACAGUCUUGAUAUGUUCAUUGACUGGAAUGACGACAACUUUCAGCCUACAUUCUUACAGUCCGACUGGAAUGACGACAACUUUCAACCCACAUUCUUACAGUCCGACAGUCCCCACACUGCUUUUCAAAAUACUGAGGAGACAAUCACUGAGUUGCCUGCUGUUCCUACACCUGCCGUUGCAGAGUCAAUGGUUGAAAUCACCAACCUCACCUCUGGGUCCUAUCAGGGAUCCUCAAGUGCCUCGGCUCUCACUUUUGUUCCUAAUCCGCUGCAAAAUCCAUGUGUUCAAGGUUUGAUACCAAACAGAACUGUAGAUAACAAUAGCAAUGGUAUCCAAAUGAACCAAUCAUUCUCUCAUCCAGGAUUGGUCCACCCAAACCCUGGACAGCCAAGGCCAGGGAAUGAGGAAACACAUGGGUUUCCCAGUUACAAUGAUAUCAGUAACUCUCAUGCUGCGGAGAGUUCUAGGUGGCCCCAGUCAUUCACUCCCGUUCAGAAUCAAAUAGGUCAUGCGUCUGAACUGGAGCAGAUUCUUGAUGCACUGUCUCAACCUCCUAUGAGGCCUGUGUACCCAAUGUGCCCUAGGUUGGAACCAUACUCGGAUCUUGAGCUGGGUUUUGUAAUAAUGCCAACAAACCCUUAUCAUCGGGGUUGUAGACCUGUGCUGCCUGAUCCUGCGUCCUCAAUUGCUAAUUAUGGUCAACAAUCUAGCCUAUUUGCCACAACUAGCAAUUCCUUUGGAUCCCGAUCUUCAGUGCCUCCUAUGUCCCACGGUGUGCCGAAUCAGAUCAUGAGCGCCAAUAACACUAGUUCCCAGGCACUUAUUUCUAGGCUGCUGGGCCAUACAAGUUCAAGGACCCAAGGGACCAGGGAGGCUGAGAUUGCUCCCGUUUUAAGGAACCAACCUUCCGAGGCUAUUCGAAGGAUUCUAAAUAUGAAUCCUACACGGACGGUUACUCGGAAUUUUCCCAGCAUCACCAGUGAACAAGGCGGGAGCAUUCCAACAGCAAGGGUACGUUAUGAACCACCAUACUCAGGUCGUCCUCCAAAACGUCGUGAUGCUGAAGGAUCAUCUUCUCAACGUGGAAAGGUUUCCACCGGUGGAACAACCGGUACAUCCCAGAGAGCGCAAAGGCCUCAAGGCGGUGUCGUCAUCAGAGACCUAAGCGCUGUACCCAACCCCCCCUCUGCUCCACGAGGCAAGGUCAACCCCUUGACCCCCAUCUCAGAUUAUUCAAACCACCGCCAGGGAAUUGAUGUGCCACAUCAUCCUGAACGAAGUGUCAAGUACAAGAAAUUCUCAAGAGUAUAG
Sphenostylis stenocarpa is the source of this 1380-nucleotide messenger RNA. The record is from the annotation of a GenBank genome assembly. Lineage: Eukaryota; Viridiplantae; Streptophyta; Magnoliopsida; Fabales; Fabaceae.